UCGACCACAUAGCGAUGGAGACAUUUUAAAAUAAACACCAAGCUAACUGCUGAUAGAGCUUCGAGCGCACUGCGUCAAAGCACACACAAAUAUCUUCCCUUUAUAAAGAUUAAGUUGAGUACAGCUCCGUACUCUGUUUGUGGUGCAAAUAAGGAAAAACAACCAUUUCCGAAAAUGACAAAAAGUCUGACGUCGAUGUACGAAUAACUAACGCUGUGCUGUUAGCUUCCUGUCCAGGCACAUUGGUCCAUCUUUCCUGGACCUUUGGGCUCUGGGCUUAACUCUCUCAAGAAAUGGCUGAUUCAGAAAAAGCAGAGGAAUUUUUGGAUGCUGUAUGCACCCCCGAGUCUCUCGAAGAAGCACAGACCGCUGCGGCUUCUGCUCAAGGAGAACAGGAUGAACAUCUGAAAACAGAGACGACUACUAGUACCAGUUCGCCCCCAAGGGAGAAGGAAGUGGACAGCCCCCUGAAUACUGAGGGAGAGCAAAGUCUCCUCUCAAUGCCAUGUCUAAUGAAGGAGCUUCGCCGGGACUCCCCAGAGUCUCAACAUGCCUCCACAGGGAGUGACAAGCCUGUGUCGCGUCACGUCUACGAAAGCGACUCCUCGAAUCCCUGCAUGUUGUCUCCUUCUUCCAGUGGCCACCUGGCGGACUCGGACACACUUUCCUCAGGGGAAGAAGGUGCUGCUCGUCCUGCCGGUGAAGAGGGCAGUAUGGAAGCUGCGAACGAUCCUGGCCAGUUGGAAAAAAGAGAGACAUCUGCCAUAGCUUCAGGGGGCAGAAAGUCUCGCCGGUCGCAUUCGGAGAGUGAAAUGCUUCCAAACGCGAUGGCCGCUAAGAAGAACCGCUGCCAGCCAACCGCAGUGGCGCCAGGGCAGGAAAAACAAACCAAUGGCAAGUUGGGAAAAGUGAAAGGUCACCGGAGUCAGAAACACAAGGAGCGCAUGCGUCUGCUGAGGCAGAAGCGAGAGGCGGCGGCUCGGAAGAAGUAUAACCUGCUGCAGGACAGCAGCACCAGUGACAGUGAGCUCACAUGUGACUCCAGCACCAGUUCCUCCGACGAUGAUGACACUUCCGGAGGAAGCAAGACAAUCAAGACAGAUAUUCCAGACGGGCCUCCGGUAGUGGGUCACUAUGAUAUUUCAGGCACUGAUUCUAACCAGGAGAGUAUGAGUGUGGAGACAGUCCGGCCUACGGUGAUAAGGCAUGAGCUAAAAACACACAGAGGCCAGGACAUGGCAGCACACUCUGGGUGUAUAAGAGCUCUGAGCUCGAUCUCAGGCCGUGUGGAGGCAGAGCAGCUGCACAAGGAGGGCUCUCAGCACAAAGGCCAGAUUAACAUUGCUUCCUCAGACAGUGAGGUGGAAAUUGUCGGCGUACAAGAGAACGCACGGUGCGCCCAUCCAUGCGGAGGGGUGAUAAAAAGUCUGUCUUCCUGGAAGGACAAUUCAGUGGAGCAGUUAAACAGCACAAAUCAAUCACAGCUCUGGACUAAUGUUUCCCCUCGCCCAAACUGGGUCUCCCCUCCCGAAGUGGUGGACCUGACGUUGGACGAGGACGGCGGGCACAAAUAUCUACUUUAAAAGCGUUCGCACGCCCCGCCUAGUCCAAUGUAGGCUGCAGCCUAGCCCUUACCUGCUUCUAAACUCCUUGUUAUCUUGGACUCCCAUUUUUAACUUCCUUGUUUAUUGAAGCCAUUCUACUGAUGUGAUUCCCAAAAUCCAUGCUCGGCAACUCCGACCUAGGUAUAAUAAAAUGGCGCAUUGCUGUGAGUGCGAAGUAAAACUCAAACAAGAGCGGGUUAUCUGUUCACAAAAGCAAUAUCCUCCCUUCGUUCAUUACCUCGGUCACUCCUGUAUACCUGAGUUGGGUAGUUUUUUUCUUUUUUUUUGUCUCUCAUGCUCGCAAGUUAAAGGAACGUUGCGCCUGCUGCUUUCUAUUUUGUUACACUGUCGUUGAUCUGCAUCUCUGCACACUUUGAGUGGGAUGUUUUCGAUCAGAUUCUUUUUUUCUCUCUUUUUUGAUGGCAUUCAAAAUCAAGCUGAAUCUGGCAUGCUUUUUUUUUAUUAUUAUUCAGCGUAAAUAUAUGACAACAGUACCUGAUGAAAAUAAGUUGGGGAGGGAGUUUAAUUUUAGAGGUCUCAACACUGGAUGUGCAUUCAGAUCAGUCGCUAUACACGCAGUUCACUUUGCACAGCGUCCAACACCGGCAUCGCCGCCUGCUCCAGUUUGUUCAGGAAGUGUUUCAGUCACACCUUAUGGGAAAUGUUGCAAAAAUUGUUGCGAGUCAAAUGAGAGGAUUAAUAACACCAGUGAUGUUUCGGCUCUGAUAGAUUUACAUCCAAGGUUAAUGUUUUUAAAACUCACCAAUCAAGACUUAUAUCUGGCACACAAGACCUUACUGUCAUAAUUGCAUAAUUUGACACAUGACUGAUCAGUUUGGGUUUUUUUUCCCAUCUAAACUUCUAAGACUGGUUGACAUUGGAGUGAUUGUCUGCUUCCAUUUAUAUAGAAAAACAAAAGUCUCUGUUCAGGCCUGGUGUGAACAUCUGUUCUGGCUGAUUCAGAUCUGAGUAGACGAGUUUAACGAGCUUUCACAGCCGAGAGACCUCAAUUACCUGCUUUAAAUGUUAAACCAAACGCAUCGCCAUGUCGCAGAGUGGGCUGAAUGUUGACGCUUCGCGAUAAAUCCCGUUAAUCACAUCAGCUACAGUUCAUCCAAUUAAAAUUAAUUUAGCCUCUGAAAAUCUACAUAUUGAGAUGUAGGUUAAAUAUGAGAGAAGAAGAGGGUAAAUAACGUUUGAGUCUACAAAAGUCAGCAUUUUAACUACAAAUCUGCCAGAGAUCGGAAUGAGCCUGUUUGCCUUUUAGUGGUCUUAAAUUGGUGAUUUGCAGGUCCGAUGCAGGGUAUUAAAAUUAUUUUGCCCCUAUUCAUUUAAUGCAUCAAAGAACUUGAAUUCUUUUCUCUUAGACGUAUCAACCAGCAAUACGUACUUCAAAGCAUGUCUGGCUUAAGAUCAGAUAACGGUUAAAGACAUACAGCUCUGGAACAAACUAAGAGACCACUUAAAAUGAUCAGUUUCUCUGAUUUAGCUUUUUAUAGCUAUAUGUUUGAGUAAAAUGAACAUUGUUCUUUUAUUCUUUGUACUACUGACGGCAUGUCUCUGAAAUUCCAACCAAAAAUCUGGGAUUUGUUUGCAGAAAAUGAGAAAUGGUCAAAAUAACCAGUGCUUUCAGACCUCAAAUAGUGCAAAAAAAAAAAAGUUCAUUUGGAAACAACAAAACUGAUGUUUUAAUUCAGGAGGAUUUCAGAAAUCAGUAUUUGGUGGAGUAACCAUGCGGCUUUCAAUGGGGUGCAGUGAUUACUUUCCAGAGCUGCAUACUUCCGUACAUCAAUGAUAAAACUGUAAUUACUACUUUUUCUGCUUUCAAAACUACUACCUCGGUCACAUAAGUUUUUGCUCUUUUUGUCUUGUAAUAUUUAGGGGGAAAAAAACUUUGAAUAGGUCAAACUCUAUAUCAGAAAACCUGAAAUUAGAGUCGAGGAAAAGCCUGGUUGAGUCAUCGCUAAUUUUGACCGCUCAAACAACGCCUCAGUGAAACGCCCAACUUCUUCACUAACAUCUGGUUAGUGCACACGGUUGUGAUCCUACACACACAACGCUACUUCAAAUUGAAUUGUCA
Gambusia affinis (western mosquitofish) is the source of this 3684-nucleotide messenger RNA. It is a transcript of the gene ark2n, whose product is annotated as linkage group 17 C18orf25 homolog. Gene Ontology annotation, molecular function: ubiquitin protein ligase activity. The coding region runs from base 294 to 1583 and encodes 429 amino acids. Gene Ontology annotation, biological process: ubiquitin-dependent protein catabolic process. The transcript has 5 exons. The record is from RefSeq and is a predicted model, not a curated record. Lineage: Eukaryota; Metazoa; Chordata; Actinopteri; Cyprinodontiformes; Poeciliidae.